Messenger RNA from Acanthochromis polyacanthus (spiny chromis), 3115 nucleotides. RefSeq names its product N-acetylglucosamine-1-phosphate transferase subunit gamma (gene gnptg). Gene Ontology annotation, cellular component: Golgi apparatus. Bases 94 to 1416 code for a protein of 440 amino acids. The transcript has 14 exons. The record is from RefSeq and is a predicted model, not a curated record. NCBI's taxonomy places the organism in Eukaryota, Metazoa, Chordata, Actinopteri, Pomacentridae.
GAUCACGUGAUUUGUCAUCUGACGAAGACGAGCAAAGCAGGAAAAGUAGCUUCAAAACUAAGCCGUAAGAAAAUAGUACCUCAAAAAUCUACCAUGUAUUGUUUAUGUAAGGGAACAUUUCGUUUAGUACGGCUGUGGAUAGUCUAUGUGUCUGUUUUAAUUAAUCAUGGAUUCGCCGGUAAAAUGAAGAUAGUCGAAGAGCCCAACACAUUUGGGUUAAACAAUCCUUUUUUGUCUCAGGGAAGCAGACUUCAGCCUAAAGUCUCACCAUCACCAGUAUCUGGCCCAGAGCAUCUUCAUCGGCUUGCUGGAAAGUGCUUCAGUCUCACAGAAUCAACGUAUAAAUAUGAAUUCUGUCCAUUUCACAACAUCACUCAACAUGAACAGUCAUUUAGGUGGAAUGCCUACAGUGGGAUACUGGGGAUCUGGCAGGAGUGGGAAAUGGCAAACAACACUUUCACAGGCAUGUGGAUGAGAGACGGAGAUACUUGUGGAACCAGAAACAGAGAAACAAAGGUGAUUCUGGUCUGCAGCGCAAGCAGCAAGCUCUCUCAAGUCUCAGAGCCCAGUACCUGUGUGUACUCACUCACCUUUGAGACUCCACUUGUUUGCCACCCACACUCCCUGUUAGUGUAUCCGACCCUGAGCGAGAACCUACAAAGGGAAUGGGAUGAAGCAGAGCAGGCUCGCUAUGAGGGUCUUAUUACUGAGCAGGGAUACAACAAUCUCUUGAGGGAUAUUUUUGAGGAUGCUGGGCUCCUGAAAAGCCAUAAAGUGAAAGUCACUCCACCAGAGACUUCAGCAGAUUCAGAAAGACACAACUCUUUACAGAAAUGUACCGAGGACUAUCAAAAACAGAGGAAGGAAAUCGAGAGACUGCGUGCUCUCCUUACUCAACACAAUAUUCCUUUUGAUUCAAAGCCAAGGUCCAUCUCCUCCUGCGACGCCUUCCUCAACGUCUUUCAGACCAAAGGGCUGAGAGGCGAGGUCAUCUGUUCCUGUGCCAGCUCCCCCGAGGCCCUGACGGUGGCCAUCAGGAGGCCGGUGGAGGACAGCAGUCAGCCUCCGGGUCGAGGCGUCUUGUCCAUGCAGGAUCUGAGCUAUGGAGUCGUCAGGGUCGGCACCGAGGAGCGUCUGUCGGUGUUGACAGUUCAGGACGUGGGAACCGUCACACCAGGAGUAGUUGGAGGUCAAGAAAACAGCUGGAUAACUUCUUUGGCUCUGUGCGCCCUCUGCUGGACAGCUACAUCAUCUGGGGCUUGUCCCGACUCCUCCACCAGGGAUAAGGCCUUCUGCACUGUCGUGUCCUUUGCACCUCCACGAAGUCCCUCCAGAAUCUUCUUCAUCUUCCUCUCCAAAACCCGUUUCUCUUCCGGACUCAAGUCCUCCUCUCCCUCAUGUGUUUCCUUAGGCUGACCAGGUGGAUCUGAAAUCUGUCACAGCAAAACAAAAUAAAGCCACACGGGAGUUACAUACGUGAACAAAAAUUGCUCUGUAGACAUCCUGAAGCAACUCAAACUGACUGUGGCACAAGCCUUAACCUUAAUAUUUAACCUAGUCAGGUAAAUUGGUAUUAUAUACAAUACAGUAGGGUCAUAACUAUAAAAUGCAGUCAAGUAAGCUUGUAUAGUAAAUGAUAUUCUAGGUUCAGAAUCUUAAUAUUUUAAUGAGUUACUUAAAUUUGUAAUGUUAAUCUUAUCUCUUUAUUGAAAAUAAACCAUCAUCUGAGUGUGCAAUGUAGAAGACAGUGACUUGACUUCAUUUUGCAAGUUAACACCAUUUUUUUUGUAUUUUUCUGAUGUUUUUGAUGUGUGAUUUCUACUAAACACAAAACAAACGUGGCAUUUUGUUGUGCCACUGCACUGCAGGUUUGAAACAUCCUGCUGCUCUGCGGCUCAGAAGGAUAGUUCCUGUAUUUACAGUUUUAUGAGGUCACCAUCACACGCAUUUAUUCUGAACUGCAAACAAAGCACUCACUCUUACCCACAGCAUGAGCAUGCACCGAUUAAAAAUAACCGCCUGUUGAAGUGAGCUUUUAUAAUAAGUCAUUGUUCACUUGCUUUUUGGGUGCAAUUUGGGUGAAAUUUGUCAUUUAUCAGCACAAUAAUUGAUGCUUUGUAAAGAACUCAUUAAAACGUGCCUCGAGGAGAACUGCUGAAAAAAAAAUUAAAGCUGUUUCCUUGAUGGAAACUGUAACCACAGCUCAACUUAAAGACCGUCUUCACUCUCAGGCAGUCAGGGGAAGUUAAACAAGGGACACAGUAUGCUCUCUGAUUUAAUGGACCUCAGUCACGGUGAUGAAAAAAAAAAAAAGAGAGCGAGGGGAGGAAAAGAUUUUGAUCACAUGGCCACGAAGUCAUUCUGAAAGUAUGCUGCUAGGGUAUUGCCCACAGAAAUAUAAAAAUCGUUCAGAGUGAGCAGCUGUGUCCAUGCGACGAGCAUCAUUUUCAGAGCUUUGAGUCAAUCGGCAGCGUCGGGCUGGUGGAUAUAAAACAGACGAGAGGGUGACGAAAGCAAAAAUGGUAAGUGGAAACAUGUGUGAGCAGGCAAUUCCUCAAAGGGGAACAGACAAAGGCUUGCCACCAGAGACGUGGUCAUAGAAAAGAUUUUAGAAAGAACAAAUUUUAUCAGCUCUUUGUAUAUUUUUAGAGACCUAAAACAAUGACCUCUAGUUCAGCUGAAAUUUUAGCUCAACUUUUGAGUUAUUUUGGGAACCAACUGCAUGUUGUAAUGGUAUGUUCCUGUGGAAAGUCCAUAUAGUUAUUCAUAGGCUGAGCAACAGUAAACACUGAUUAAAAUGUCUUCCAAACAGCUGAUAAAUGACAAACAAGGUCAGUUUGAACGGCAUCUUUCUGGUUUGUUUUGUGCAGUAAUGGAACAGCUCAUUUACUGAGCCAACAUAAUCUGAAUGUAGCUGACUAGUUUGUUUUCAUCCUCCAAAUAAGAGGAAAUGCUUGACGAGAAGUUGGUGUUUUUUGCGUUUCAUUUCCAGUCGAAUCACACCACGGACGUGUCCCCCACCCAAGGGAGCACCAUGCCUUCUUUUUCCGUCACCUCUACCAUCAUCAAGGGCAACUCCACCUCAGUAAACUCCUCAUCCUCUGUGCUAGACGAG